AUGGAGCUGAAGGAGACCAUCCGUGAUCGCUCAGGAGUGCACAAUUUGGCCUUCCAGAACGACAGCGAAGGUGUGGAUGUUAUAAAUCCAAAAGGUCUCAGAGACAAUUCACAGAGAAUCAAGAAUUCACAAAAUAAGAAAACUGUACAUACUAAUCAGGAGGAUGAAUACAUCAAUAUUGAGAGCGAUCUGCAUGAAAACAAACGUGACUCAGUAGAUGAUGAGCAACCACGCUUGAAAGGGCAUUUAGAAAAGAAAUAUGAUAAAGCCUGUGAAUUUUGCAAGAAACAUAAAACCAGAAUUCACUACGUGAUCUAUGGAAUUUUAAUAACAGCAUACUUGGCGGUAGUUAUUGCAGCCUGCAGCUUGAAUUUUCAGAGAGCCUUGCCACUCUUUAUCAUCACUGUCCUAGCCAUCUUCUUCAUCUGCUGGGAUUUUUUAAUAGCUAAGUAUGAAGACAGAAUUGCUGCAUUCUUUUCCCCUGGAGAAAGAUAUCUGGAGAAACACUGGUUUUGGCUGAAAUGGGUGUUGUGUGCAGCUCUUAUUAUAACUAUCAUCUGCUGGCUCAUCUUUGACACAGCAAAACAGGGAUCCUGCCAGCUGAUCUCCUUUGGUGGGCUUGUGAUGUAUGUUCUCUUGAUGUUUAUUUUUUCCAAAUACCCAACCAGAGUUACUUGGAGACCAGUAUUUUCAGGAAUAGGAAUGCAGUUUAUUCUUGGGCUUCUUAUUCUGAGGACAAAAGUGGGGUUUGAUGUGUUUAACUGGCUAGGCAUUCAGAUCCAGACUUUUCUGGAGUACUCUGACACAGGUGCUAAGUUUGUGUUCGGUGAGAAAUACACAGAUCAUUUCUUUGCUUUUAAG
Messenger RNA from Aptenodytes forsteri (emperor penguin), 861 nucleotides. Its product is annotated as solute carrier family 28 member 3-like. Gene Ontology annotation, biological process: pyrimidine nucleoside transport; purine nucleoside transmembrane transport. The annotation marks the transcript as partial. Lineage: Eukaryota; Metazoa; Chordata; Aves; Sphenisciformes; Spheniscidae. Gene Ontology annotation, cellular component: membrane. Gene Ontology annotation, molecular function: purine-specific nucleoside:sodium symporter activity; pyrimidine- and adenosine-specific:sodium symporter activity. The transcript is spliced from 8 exons. The record is from RefSeq and is a predicted model, not a curated record.